Molecule: messenger RNA, 2571 nt
Organism: Bursaphelenchus okinawaensis
Lineage: Eukaryota; Metazoa; Nematoda; Chromadorea; Rhabditida; Aphelenchoididae
Source: the annotation of a GenBank genome assembly
AUGGCACUGGCCUCGGUUGGGCACUCGGCGCCGAAUGUUACCAACUGGCUGCGCAUGGCCAAACGAAGCGCUUAGACGCCCGAGGCGAAUUAGUUUUUGAUCGCAAAAACAAUUUUGAAUACGAAAAAGGGAUUUUGCAUCCAAAUGAAUUUAAAAAAUUUAAAUUUUGGCCUUUAAAAAAUAGUCGAAAAGUUUAAAAUCAAAUUUUAAAGCCCACAGGCUUUUUAACUAAACUACCACAAGAAGAUUACUCAUUUAAAAACAAAAACAUUAAAGUAAAGCCCUUAAAAGUUGAGAGAUUCUUGAAAUGCAAAAAAUCUGAAGUGUGAUUUCAGAAUCUCACGAUAGAAACUCUUGAAGUUCAGCGUGAUUCUUGAAGCUCUCAAUGUUGACUUCUGGCGCUUUGAAUGGCGACAUCUGAAGCCGCCAACUUUGAAGCUGACGAUGUAGUGACAAAAGUGGAGAUGACAACUCUUGAUCGGCAUUCCCGGAAAUUAAGGAUGAACGAAAGGAAAAGCUUCUGAAGGCUGGUUACAAGAGGAUUCAGCGUGUCUCGGUAAUUAUUUUGUCGUCGUAUUAGAAAAUAUAAUUGUGGAAGGAUAUUCUAAACGCUUUUCGUUUAACCUCAAUGUCAUCACAUCCUUUGCUUUUUAGGGUUUUGUUCUUUUGUAUUAUGUCAGUUUUAUAUUACACUCGAGUGGUUUUAUAAGGUUUAGUACUUGUGAUACUGGUUUGCUUAAUAAGUUUAUAGAAAGGCCGAGAGCGUCUAUCAAGUAUGCUACUUGAUACACGUAGCAUACUAGGAUGUAUAAAAUAUGUUUCUAACUAAUGUUAUUCCAAAUGAUGCUUUAUAUGCUUGUAAAACCUAUAUAUAUAAUAACUAAUGUUAAAGAGUUUUCAGGCUUGGAUACGGUAUGCGAUGAUCUUAAGGUUGCACCUCUUACUCCACUGCCUAGUCAUGUUUGUAUCUUCAGAAGGGUUGACGCCAUUACCGAACCAGCUAAAGUAUUUUGUGAAAUCUACAAAAUCUACCAUUUCACCACGAGUUCAUGGUGUUCCUAGUGCCAGUAAAUACAGUAUCAGUCACAAAAUAAAGGAAACCGAAGACAGAAUAGAAGCUUUUCCGAAGAAUACUGUAGCUGCUGUAGGUUUUGUUAGUUUUUACUUUAGAUUUUAUUCUAUUAAUCUACAUUUAUAUCAUUUUAUAUUGUAUUUCAUUUUAUCUAUAAAACAUUUUUUUUAAAUUUCCCAUGUCUUUGAUGUUUUUAUACCUAUCUUCUGUAACAUGUUAUUGUAGGUAUUGAACAAGAAAGAGUUGGAAGCCAUGCUUCUUGAUCCAGAGCUAAAGUACCUAAAGAAUAAGAUUCACGAUGGAAUAGAAGCCCAGAGAGAGUUGAGGGACAGACUAAAACGAUUAAAUCUUCAAUCCAGAAAUCGCGCUAUAAAAACCGAGGCCAAGAACGGUGACAGCUGGAAGAAACCUCUUUUGAAGCAACUUGGUGUUAGGAUUACUAAACAGAGUAUAAUAUCGUUUUAUAUUUUCAUUUCAAAAACUUUUGACCUUUUUUAACGGUUUAUUAUGAAUACCUGCAGCCUGCAGAUACUAUGAGAUACGCAGGCUGCACUGCAAAUUUACUUUUAGGGCGCAGCCUGAACUUUCUAAACGUUGAAUGAUUAGGAAAAAUAUUAUUACCAUAUUAUUGAUGUUAAAGUACAUUUUAUUUUAAAUUCUGCUUCAGGGAAACUGUUGAAGCGAAGAUCAGAAGGUAGACUGAAGAGUUUGAAGAUCUUCAAACCUCACAAGUUUGUCAAAAGUGGUCGUGCUGAGACCUCAAAUGUCUUCAACAAACGGUUUUAUGCUGACAAAACUGAAAAACAAGUUCAAGUAGCUCGUAAGUAAUAUUUUUCUAUUUAUUUUGUAGCAUUGACUUGUUAUAGUAAAAAAGUAAUUAAAAAUGGAAAUUUAUAAAACAUUUUGAUAGUUUAUGAUAGAGUAGAUAGUAGUUUAUAGUACAUCAGAUAGUAAAUUGUAAGUUAUUACGGUAAAUUUUCUAAAAACCUUACAUUUCUGUGUAUAUUUCAGCGUCAAAAGUUGUGGCAGAGCUGACACUUCAUAAAGCUCUGAAUAAAGUGUUUUCACCUGGCAAGAUUGUCACUGUUGAUGAUUUCGAUGACAUUAUUGUAAAAGAAGUAAGGUUUUCAAGUUUUAAAAUUAAUUUUUGUGUUAAAAAUUAAAUUUUCAAAGUUGAAAAGGGUAUCUAAACUACAGUACUCUUUCUUAAAAUAGCUUCCAACACUUUGCUUUGCUACUUUUGUAAUAAAACUACCUUUUACAAUCACAAAGGAUAAGGUUCACACUGAUAAUUUCAGAAAAAGCGUCAUGAAAGUCCUAAAUAUAACACGACUUUGAAGAAGAUCGACCACGAGAAUCGACCGGCCUUUUGUCGGCGAUGCUACAAGUUCUUCUCGACCAUAACCGACACGGACAUAGCCAAAGUGUACCAGUACUGUUGUACAGUAGGUAACCACAAGAGCCGGUUGUUCGAGAGUGCUAAGUCGAGAACGCUAUAA